CUUACCUCUCAAAUCAAAUUCCCGGGCUUAAAGAUUGUAAAGGAUAAAAGAAAAAUCUUGUCUUUACGUUUUUUUCAACACAAAAGAACAGAAUGCUGGCAAAGGCUCCUCUGCUAUUUCCGGUGGGAAACCCCAGUUCCACCACUAGCAGCAGGAGGUGGACGUUGCAGUUGGGUAGUAGGAGCGCCAAGAGUGUAGUGGUAGGGGUGAGGAGUGGUUAUAGCCGGAAACCCAUGGAAACUCCAGGCGCUUAUGAGCUUAUUCACGACGAUACCGGAGACAAAAUCAUCGUUUGGGGAGGAAUUGACGACCAGCAACACCAAACUCCCAAUGGGGAUCCGUCUUCAUGCAAUCCAGGUGCGGCACCUGGUAUCCCAACUGCCCCAGUCGCCAAAUCAGUUGCCCGUUUCGGAAAUUUAAAAGCUAAGGCUGUAAAAGCUAUUGUCAGAAGAAAGACUUCCCGGAUGAAGCAAGAAAUUGCUCUUAAAGAUGAACAUGUUGCUGAAGACCACCAAUCUACGCUUAUAUCUGCUUCUAUACUCAAUUCCAUGAGGAAGAAGAUGAUAACAAAUGCUCCAACUCGGUUACGGGAUUUUAGAGAAACCACAGACAAUUACGCUGCAACUGCAAGACAUGGAGAUAAUCGGGCAGUACCUCCUCCAACGACCACAUAUAAACCUCACGAACCCGAUGCCCCAAGAGAUGGAUCCCAACUUUCACAUUCAAAACCGGCCAAUUCUAACUUAAGAAGAUGGGGAAAUAGCCGCUCCAUUCGUCACCAUGAAUCUGAUUCAACCCUCCAACAUCUGAGAUUCCAUAAACUGUCUGCUGACAAUGGUUUUUUUAGUAAAAAAACCUUCAGAGAAUUGGGCUGCAGUGAGCAUGUUAUAGAAUCGCUUAAAGCUCAAAACUUCCUGCGCCCUUCACAUAUUCAGGCAAUGGCUUUCGUUCCUGCUAUUGAAGGAAAAAGUUGUAUUAUAGCUGAUCAGAGUGGAUCAGGAAAAACAUUAGCAUAUCUUCUACCUAUGAUCCUACGUCUUAGGCAAGAAGAACUUCAAGGACAUAGCCAAUCUUCAUCACGAUGUCCUCGAGUAGUUAUAAUGGUACCAACCGCUGAGUUGGCUUCUCAGGUUUUGGGCAACUGCCGAUCAAUGUCUAAAAAUGGAAUUCAAUUCCAAUCUAUGGUUGCGACUGGUGGUUUUCGGCAGAGAACUCAACUAGAAAGCUUGGAGCAAGGCGUUGAUGUUUUAAUAGUGACCCCUGGUCGUUUCAUGCUCCUAGUUAAAGAAGGGUUCUUGAGCUUGACUAAUCUGAGAUGUGCUGUUUUAGAUGAGGUUGAUGUACUCUUUAAUGAUGAGGCCUUUGAGGUAGCACUGCAAACUUUGAUCAGUUCUUCACCCGUCAGUGUGCAAUAUCUAUUCAUAACUGCAACUUUACCCAUAGAUGUGUACAACAAGGUGGUUGAACUUUUUCCUGAUUGUGAAGCAAUCAUGGGACCUGGUAUCCACCGUGUAAACCCUGGCCUUGAAGAGGUUCUUGUAGAUUGCAGUGGAGAAUGUGGUGCUGAAAAAACUCCAGAGACAGCAUUUCUUAACAAGAAAGCUGCUCUACUGCAGCUUGUGGAGGAAAGUCCUGUUUCAAAAACAAUAAUUUUCUGUAAUAAGAUUGAGACCUGCAGAAAAGUUGAGAACACAUUAAAACGAGUUGACAGAAAAGGAACUAGGUUGCGGGUCCUACCAUUCCAUGCUGCUGUGGCACAAGAAUCGCGACUCGCAAAUAUGAAGGAAUUCACUGGUUCUUGGCAUGAAGGAGACUCUCUAUUUUUAGUUUGCACAGAUAGAGCAUCGCGUGGAAUUGACUUUGCUGGUGUUGAUCAUGUUGUACUCUUUGACUUUCCACGUGAUCCUAGUGAAUAUGUUCGACGCGUGGGAAGAACUGCCAGAGGAGCUGGAGGAAAGGGUAAGGCAUUCAUCUUUGUCAUUGGGAAGCAAGUCCGUCUGGCAAGGAAGAUAAUGGAAAGAAAUCAGAAGGGUCAUCCGUUACAUGAUGUACCAUCAGCUUACGAGUUGAUUACUUAAAAGAAUUUCCUGCUAAGAGAUAGAAGCAAGAGAUUUUUUAGCCCAUGUAAGUCACCACUAGUUAUUGUUAUUUCAUGCUGCCAUGUUUUAGAGGUGUACAUUACAAUGGGGAGGGCGAAUAUGAGACGGAGGAAAAGGAAACUACUGUGACAACGAGCUUCUUAGAAGAAGCUUGGUUUUUUCUGGAAUCCUAAACAAACAAUUGAAUGGUGAAUGGUGAACUGGCUGAAUACUUGGGAAGGGUUUUUAAUCUAA
This is a messenger RNA of Carica papaya (papaya), 2333 nucleotides long. RefSeq names its product DEA(D/H)-box RNA helicase family protein. The record is from RefSeq and is a predicted model, not a curated record. Gene Ontology annotation, molecular function: RNA helicase activity; nucleic acid binding; ATP binding. Lineage: Eukaryota; Viridiplantae; Streptophyta; Magnoliopsida; Brassicales; Caricaceae.